Messenger RNA from Closterium sp. NIES-65, 2190 nucleotides. Lineage: Eukaryota; Viridiplantae; Streptophyta; Zygnematophyceae; Desmidiales; Closteriaceae. The record is from the annotation of a GenBank genome assembly.
AUGGUGAAAGCGACCCAAGAGUUUGCAUUGGCGGUGGUCUUCAUCGUCGCGUUCUUGGCAGGCCCGGUUCUCGGAGCGGCGACGGUGCCGAACGGCAAGCCGUGCUACCUGACGUCAGCAUACAAGCCUGUCAAGCCGUGCGCUGGAGGCGUUGCCACAUGCGUUGUGAACAAGAUCCCUGCGCGCGGCGCCAGCGAUACUCGCAUCUCAGGAAUCUGCAACAGCACCUACUUCAAUGGUCCCUACUGCGCGUUCGCGUCGCAACCUUACGCCGUGGGCACGAGCAACAUCCCCGGGAACCCCAAUUGCCCUCGCUGCACCUGCACGCUGCAGCGAGGCGGCAGCGCGACGACUACCAAUGCCGCAUUCGUUCGCGCGGCUUCGUCGCCGAAGCGUAAGGCUUCGACGGCGACCGCCACCUGCGUGUGCGACAGCGGUGCCACCACCAGCGGCAUCGGCGGUGGCGGAACCCCCUGCAAGAUUGGCCUGAAUGGGCUGCUUGCUGCAGGCUCGACUUGCCCGAUGACCCAGUCCUCGUGCUUCAUUAACAAGGUGGGAGCCAACGGGGCGGACUCUGGAGUGUGCACUGCGCCUCAGACAAUUUCCCCCAUGGCGUGCAAUUCGGCGGGAGAGACGUGGGGCAUGCGCUACUACGCGGUGGGCACCACCGACAUUCCCGAGCCGGGCAACUGGUGCUCGCGCUGCCGUUGCGGUCCCUCCGGUCUCACGGACUGCAAGCGCAAGUCGCCGUGCACACCCCCCAACUCAGGAGCGUCCUCCCCCGGCGCGUCCUCUCCUCCCUUCCCUUCCUCGGGGCCCGAUCAGUUCCUGAUUCUUCAAUAUGACGAGCAACACAAAUCUCCCUGCGACCUAAGUCGCUCCAAGCUGCCUCUUCAAGCCCCUCAGCACUCCGCUCUCCUCGCGCGCCUGCUGCGCACAGCAGCCCUGCCAGGCGGGGCACGGCAGGCUGUGCGAGUGCUCUUCUACACCUGGCUCCUGUCAAUACAGCUGGGCGCCAUUCCACAGGGCUGGGCGCUGCAGCUGGUGGAGGAGUUGGACGACCUCUAUGGCACUCUCGGGCCCAUCCACGUGGCAGCAGUUCAGUGGGUGGCGCCGGUCCUGCCGCGCCGCGUGAUACAGCUGGCGGAGCGGUUCACUGACAUGCUGGAAGAUGCCGUGUUCCCCCAUGGAUACGAUGAUAACGAUGACCACCGCAUUCGCAUGAUGCUGCCCGCAGUACCUCCCACAACCGCCUUCACAAACAGAUACCACCUCCCCCUGGCAUACCAGCACCAGCAGCACUUCGAAAACCCGCUCCAGUUACCACCUGCCCUUGGCGCCACUGCUCCUGAGCAGAUGCAACCUCCCCUGCUGCUGCUGCCAGCAGUACCACCACCCACAGCAGAAGCAGCAACUGCAGGCACUGGGGGGAUGUUGACUGGUCAAGGGAUAGGAGGAGUGAGAGAGAUGCUAGAAACACGAAUGGCUGCAACAACAGCAGGAGGUGCAGGGGUGGAGGCCGGGGCAGCUGGGGUGGAGGGAAGAGGGGGAGGGAUGGUGAGAGCUGGGCAUGUUCCUGCUGCUCCUCCUCCUGCUCCUGCUCCUCCUGCGCCUCCCUCCCCUUCUCCUGCUCCUGCUCCUGAUACUGCUCCUCCUCCUCCUCCUCCUCCUCCUCCUCCUCCUCCUCCUCCUCCUCCUCCUCCUCCUCCUCCUCCUCCUCCUCCUCCUCCUCCUCCUCCUCCUCCUCCUCCUCCUGCUGCUGCUGCUGCUGCUCUGGCUGCUGCUGCUGCAACUGUUGCCAGUCCGCUAAGGGAAAUCAACAGCCCAGGGGCGUUCAGGCCUCGGGCUAAGGUGACCUAUUCAGAGGAAGAAGAGAGCGCGUUCACUUUCAGUGGGGUGUCAGGGAUUAGUGAGUCUGACAGUAGCGAGGAUGAUGGUGGUGGGGUGGAUGGGAAUGGUGAGUUGGGGCAAGAGGUAGGGGGAGGGGUGGGAGGAGGGAUGGGAGGAGGGGGAGUUGGGAUGGGAGAGGGGAUGCAAGGAAUGGGAGGAGGAAUGGGCAUGAGAGGGCAAGGAGAGAAGCAGGAAGAGAGGCGUGGGGAAGAACAGGGGCUCAGGCAAGGGCUGGGGAUAUCCCUGCUACUGGCUUUCAAGUUGCCGCUGGUGGUCGUGGUGGUGCUGCUGAUAGGCUGA